This is a messenger RNA of Fukomys damarensis (Damara mole-rat), 1441 nucleotides long. It is a transcript of the gene Tmem267, whose product is annotated as transmembrane protein 267. Lineage: Eukaryota; Metazoa; Chordata; Mammalia; Rodentia; Bathyergidae. The record is from RefSeq and is a predicted model, not a curated record. The coding region runs from base 22 to 672 and encodes 216 amino acids. The transcript is spliced from 2 exons.
GUGUAUACUGACGUAUUGUUUAUGAUGGCAUCUGAGGCUCAGAAGACUUAUGCCCUAUUCCAGUCUUGUAGCACUGACUCUCUUAUUUCCAGCUUUGGUCUGGGGAUAUUUUGCUUAGUAGCUGACAGACUUCUUCAGUUUUCCAUAAUUCAGCAAAAUGACUGGCUCCGUGCCCUCUCAGAUAAUGCAGUACAUUGUGUAAUUGGGAUGUGGUCAUGGGCAAUAGUUACUGGAACCAAGAAGAAGACUGACUUUGGAGAAGUAAUUUUAGCUGGAUUUUUGGCUUCUGUUAUCGAUGUAGAUCACUUUUUUCUUGCUAGAUCCUUAUCUUUAAAGGCUGCUUUGUCUCUUCCACGAAGACCUUUCCUUCACUGUUCCACAGUGAUACCUAUUGUGGCUCUGACCCUGAAGUUUACUAUGCAUCUUUUCAAGCUCAAAGACUCAUGGUACUUUCUUCCCUGGAUGCUAUUUAUAUCUUGGACCUCACACCACAUUCGAGAUGGAAUUCGUCAUGGCUUAUGGAUAUGUCCAUUUGGAAAAACUUCUCCUGUGCCAUUCUGGCUUUAUGUAGUAACCACAUCAUCUUUACCUCACGUCUGUUCAUUCAUUAUGUAUCUAACAGGGACCAGACAAACGAUAUCUUCAAAACAUGGAAUUCGUCUUGAUGUCUGAAGUAACUAUAUGACUCUUGGAGAAGCACUUGGUUCAGAUGAUGAUAAUGAAGGGUAGACAUAUUAAAACAAAUUUUUAAAAUCAAAGUUGGAUACUUAUCCUUUUUAAUUUUUAUGAUUCCGGAUUCCUCUUGGCUCAGGAAACAUGUAUACUUUUAAAAUUAUACUCAUCAUACAUCUGCUUCUCUUUUAUGUCCCUCUAGUACAAUGUUAGACUUUCAUUUAUUCCAUGAUAUAUUUUCACUACUGUUUGUGUUUACCUGGCAUUACUAAUAGUUUUGUUAGAUUAGCAUCCAAUUAGUUGUGUGGGAAUAAACCUGUAAGUCCAUUUCAUAAGCUCAAAUUUUAGUAUGGAUAAUUAGCAUUAUACUUGUAUCCACAUUUUCCUGAGAUACUGAAACAGUGAAAUGGCCAAAAUAAUUGAGAUUAUGAAUAAGAUGUAUAGUAAGGACUAACAUGUAUUUGUUUAAUUUAUAUUGAUCCUGACUGAAUAUAAUUUGCAAAGUACUUCAUGGGUUACUGACAAAAUCUGCCUCAGAGCACUUGCAAAAUAUAUUCAUAAAAGACUAUAACUAACAGUUCUAGAUUAUGAUUACAAAAAUCAAUUUAGGAAAUUUUUAUAACAUGUUUGCUGUAGUUAAUUUCACUAAAGUUGUAUUUUUUAAGGAUCUUUACCCAAGAAUCUCAUGUUGGUGUUUUAAACAACUAAAUUUAACAAAAUAUGUGUUAUAAAUAGCAUUAACAAAAUAUUGAUACUUGAAUUUGAAUUC